Messenger RNA from Ananas comosus (pineapple), 1100 nucleotides. Its product is annotated as short-chain type dehydrogenase/reductase-like. Gene Ontology annotation, molecular function: oxidoreductase activity. Bases 78 to 977 code for a protein of 299 amino acids. NCBI's taxonomy places the organism in Eukaryota, Viridiplantae, Streptophyta, Magnoliopsida, Poales, Bromeliaceae. The record is from RefSeq and is a predicted model, not a curated record. The transcript has 2 exons.
CCUGACAUUUUGCCCCGACCCAAUAACCACUGUUACCUAUCACACUCACUCUCCUUAUAAAUAUAUUCACAUAGCCUAUGCUUUGCAAAAAUUCAUGUACACAAACACCCACAACACUUUGUAGCACCUUUCUCAAAGCUGAUACCAUUCUUAUUAUGGCUGCGUUUAACGGCGGCGGUGCGGCGGCAGCGGCGGCGGCAGAUUCCGGCCGGCAGCUUUCACUGAAGGACCGGGUCGCGAUCGUGACCGGCGGAGCGGGCGGCAUCGGCUCGGCCGUGUCGGCCCACCUCGCCGACCUCGGCGCCCGCGUUGUCGUCGGCUUCUUCGGCGACCCCUCCCCCGCCCGCAAGCUCGUCACCGCCAUCAACGCGGCCCACGGGGGCGACAAACGGGCAGUGGCGGUCGAGGUCGACGUGUCGAAGGCCGACCAGGUCAAGGCGCUGUUCGACGCGGCGGCCGACGCCUUCGGCCCGGAGCUCCACAUCCUGGUCACCGCCGCGGCGGUCCUCGACUACGACUUCCCGUUCAUCGCGGAGACGAGCGAGGAGAGCUUCGACCGGAUGUUCAGCACCAACGCCAAGGGCUCCUUCCUCUGCUGCCGUGAGGCGGCAAAUCGCCUGGUGCAGGGUGGGGGCGGCCGAAUCAUCACAUUCUCGUCAUCCGGUGUGGGAUCGCUGCGGCCGGGAUACGGCGCAUAUGCGGCGACAAAAGGGGCGGUGGAGGUGAUGACGAAGAUACUAGCGCGGGAGCUGCGGGGGACGGGGAUCACAGCGAACGCGGUGGCGCCGGGCCCGACGGCGACGCCGAUGUUCUACAACGGGAAGACGGAAGCGGACCAGGCCAGUUGCGUUGCGGAGAUACCACUGGGGCGGCUCGGGCAGCCGGAGGACGUUGCGCCACUGGUGGGGUUCCUCGCCAGCGAUGCUGGCGAGUGGGUCAACGCGCAGAUCAUACGCUGCAAUGGUGGCAAUAUUUGAUUGGAUUGAAUAUUAUAUUUGGAGAUUCCGCGAGCAUUGUAAAAGAUAUUUUAUUAAACAUCCUGAGUACCCUGCUGAGAAAAUUAGUGUGAAUGUAGCCCUAGUUAAUUUAUUUUCUUACAA